GCAAUUUCUGUUUGUCAGCCAUGUGAUCAUUUUGGGUAUUUAGGCUUGAUGGGGGAAAAACAGGUGCCUAGCAGGAAGCCUGUGAACUGUCUUCUGGAGGAAGCCUUCAAAGUUAGCUGACCACUCUGAUGUAUUCUGAAAAAUGACAUUUUAGCAGAAAUCUUUGUUUAUGAGAGUAAAUGAGUUUUCUUCCAGAAGAGAUAUCUUAGUAGGAUUAAAAAAAAGUUAAAUUUAUCUUCUCUUCAUGCUGAUAGAAAUAUUCAUUGACUAUGGUGUCAGUUCCUCAGAAAGCUACCUCCCAAAAGCCAAGCCAUGGGGCUGGCUGCUUGCUAUCAAAUCCCUUUGCUUCAGUAAACUGAUAUCUUAUUUUCUGUCUUCCUCUAAGUCUCUCGAAGUGGCGCUAUAUCCAUGGCAAAUGGCUGGAUUUAUUAUGACUCCUGGACUAUUCAGCAUGGAUCUGAGUGUGUUUGAAGGGCUGGGACUGGAGAAGGGCUUUGGCUGGAACAGGUCACUGAGACCAUGUAAUUCUUACCAUGGGAUGAUAAAUGGUGUAAUACAUUUCUAAGGGUGAUGUCUGAUGGGGCUGCAAAUCUACAGAGGCACUUGACUUUAAUGCCUUUUGCUGAGUAACUUUUCUUUGAGUUCUGCAGAACAGCUCCGACUUUCCAUCUGACACUGAGAAUUUAAUCAUUGUGCACAAGAAACGUGCUGUGUUAGUGUAUCUCACGAGACCUGAAUUAAUGGUAGUUGCUUUUCUACUUAAAAUAGCCUCUGCACAGAGCUGUGCACCUAGGAAGCUGGAGCAUCAUUUUGGGGAGUACAUGUGACAUUUUGUCUUUGCAGGAAUCAUGUAUCAUAAAUGAAACUGGAGCUGGACUUUACUUCUCCACAGUGUUUGGAUACCUGCUGGUAACUCCCAUGAUUGCUAGUGUUUCUCAGGGUUAAAAAUGGCUAUGGAACCUAUCAGAAGCUGUAAAAGCAAAGGCAAUCUGCCUUACUAGAAGGACAAAUGAGAAGAACCUGUCUCCAAGUGCAAGAUUUUGGGAAUAUGUGUCAGAGAUGCCUGUCAGUUAAACAUCCGUCUUGCCCUAAUUUCUGGAUGGAGUGCUGCAAUGUCGAGUGAAAUAACCUUCCAAGCUGGCUCUGGUGCAGAGGAAGUAAUACGCAAUGAGAAAACUCUCAUCAUCUGUGCAUCAGGGAGAGAAUUACUGACUGAGUGCUGAGCAGUCAAGUUAUUGAUUCAAACCAAAGCCCAGUCUCUCUGUCUGCUGGGCUGGUUACAUCCUGCUGGUUCAUUGCAUUUAAUCGGAUUCCCUGAGCUGCCACACAGAGGGGGUGAGUUAGAACCAGAUCCAUCUAUAAUGUUUGCUUCAAAAUCCAGCUCUGUCUCCCCUUCUCCGUCCAUGGAACAGGCAGAUUCGGAUGCUCUGGACAUCAGCACCAAAGUGCAGCUGUACGGUGUGCUCUGGAAGAGACCCUUUGGGAGGCAGUCAGCCAAAUGGUCCAGGAGCUGCUCUUCAUAAUAUUUGAGUGCUGCAGAGAUUUAGACCAGAUUGAAACUAAGUCAGCUAUCUCUUCCCUGUACCGCUGCCUGCAGAGUACGUGCAACCUCAAUUUUUGAAGAGAGGAGGAGCCCUCCCAGGGGCAUUUCAAAAAUCCAAAUAAGUUAAAGGUGGCACUCCUUUAAUCAUAAUUUUGAGGACACACUCAAAUUCUUCAUCAUUAAGGAAAGCUUCCUGCUAUAUUAUGCCGAGAGUGAGAAGAAAAGUUUUGAAAGCAAUAAAUACUUCAACAUCCAUCCCAAGGGUGUCAUACCCCUGGGAGGCUGCAUUGUGGAGCCCAAAGAAGAGGCCAACAUGCCCUAUGCCAUAAAGAUCUCUCAUGAAGACUUCCACGGUAACAUUGUUCUAGCAGCUGAAUCAGAGUUUGAGCAGGCUCAGUGGCUGGAGAUGCUACAGGAGUCUGGAAAAGUGACCUGGAAGAAUGCCCAACUGGGAGAAGCCAUGAUCGAGAGCCUGGAAGCUCAAGGACUACAGCUGGCCAAGGAGAAACAGGAAUAUUUAGAUAAACUAAUGGAAGAAACAGAAGAGCUAUGUUUGCAGAGGGAGCAAAAAGAGGAACUCGAGCGUCUGAACCAGAUCCUGGAAGCAGAGAAGCAGCGUUUUGAAGAGGUGGUGCGGGAGCUGCGGCUGGAGCAGGAGGAGAUCCGACGGGAGCUGGAGCUCACAGCCCGCUCCCUUAAAGGAGUGGAGGAAGAGAAGAAAGAGUUGCGAAGCCUGACAGAGUCCUUACAGAACACCCUGGAGGAGCUCUCCCUGGAAAAACAACAAAUGCUGGAGAUGCUAGAAGAAAAUGAGAGCCAGAUCCCACCUCCAACCAGCCCCAGCAAGGAGCAAAGCCCCAUCUGGGGACUGCACUGCAGCCUGCGACAGAUUGAAGAGAAGAUGCAGCAACUUCUGCAGGAGAAACUCCUGGCAGAGAAAAGGAUGAAGGAGAAUGAGGAGCGGUCUCGAGCACUGGAGGAGGAGCGGGAGUUUUACUCUUCGCAGUCGCAAGCGCUGCAGAACUCGCUCUCGGAGCUGACUGCAGAGAAACAGCAGGCAGAGAGAGACCUCAAGGCUGAAGUGAAGGUACGCAUGGAUCUGGAGAAGAGACUGAGAGAGGCUGAGGAAGCCUUGCAGAGCUUGGAGCAAGGCUUAAAUUCCCUGAAUUGCAACAAGGAGAAAGAGAAGAAGAUGAAAGCAGAUGUCAGUAACUUGAGAAAGUUCUUUGAGGAGUGCAUCCGCAAUGCUGAGCUGGAGGCCAAGAUGCCUGUGAUCAUGAAGAACUCUGUGUACAUCCACAAGGCUGCCACUCGCCGCAUAAAGAGCUGCCGCUUCCGCUGCCGGAGAACCAGCGCUUCCUGGAAUGACAUGAAACAGUCACAGUCCUUCAUCUUCUCACAUGCAGAAGCUGAAAACAUUGAAGAGCUGAAAGAAGCAGCCAAAAGACUCAGCCGGGACCAGCGCUUUAGGAAAACUAUCUAUCAAAUCAUGAGGUCACAAAAGGAUUCUGCUUCAGGGGACAAAAAGUGACUCUUUCUGGAAGGGGGUUUCUGAGAUCAACCUGCCAUUCAGCUCCACAAAUUACAGCCUUGGCACUAGGCUCAGAAGGGAGAUCUGGCAUUUGGUGGGGAAGGUGGGGGAGAAUUGUAUGUGGGCAAUCCCUUCAGUUAUUGGCUUUGCUUUCGUUUGAGUGCUUCCUGCAGCCUUGGAGAUCUUCUCUGCUGACCACUCCAGACCUGUUUGCUUCAGCUGCUUACUGUAAGCCAUGUUUGGCCAAGAUGCCACAGUCUGUCUUUAAGUGAACCAGAGACCGUAGCUUAGGAAGUGCCUCUCCUUUCCUUCCCUGUGUAGAGUGUUUGCCAAACACAAGUGUUUCUGAGGAAACCUUUAGCAGCCUUUGUUCCAGCUAGUGUAAUCUCCUCAGCUGAGCACAGCUGACCCUGUUCUACCUGAUCCCCUCUAGGACUUGGCUUGCUACACACCCUCAGUCAAUCAGCACUAUGGUGGGGCACAUUUCCUGAAGGCUGCAGCAGUCCCAGCCUCCCAAGCACAGGCAAAAGUAUCAAACACAGGGCCAAACUUUUUGUCUUGAUGCUACAUCAUUUCAAGCAAACAGCAACAACACAAGGUGAAGACAACAGGAGGAUGCUAUGGAUUUGGGUCCAAGGAGGAUCAUGUACAGAGAAGAGCUUAUAGGUAACUCAAUGGCAUUGAUGGAAACUGGAGGGAGUGUUCUGUUGUGUCGAUGGUGGACAGAACGUUCCAGGGCCACCUUUGGACACUUUUUGCACUUGCACAUCUAGCUGUGUCAGAACAGGGGAAUAUGUGCUAGGGAAGGUGUUAUCUAUUGGCUAUCUAUACCUCAGUGUGAAGAAGCCUUUGACUCAGUUUUGAUGGCUUCCUCAACACCUCUGUGAGGUGAGUUGGAGGGCAGGAGGGUGAGGACUGUCCAGCAACAAAAGCCACUGCCACUUCAGGCAAGCUCUAAGGGCUGUGGAAGCAGAGUACAGGAGAGGAGUCACUUUGUUGUGGAGCCCCUUGCAGCCUCCCCCACCUAUUUUAAGCAACCAGUUGGCUAAUAAUUACCCAUGCUGUAGAAACAGUGUUGCCUGGUGCUUACAGACCACAGGAUAAGCACGCUGAGAGUGAUGCCCUGUUUUCUCCUGCAUAUUAAUUGGGAAAUUAGGAAAUGGACAAUGCAAAGGUGAAUGAAGUAAGCAGCAGAGGUACAGUUAGGGGUUAGGAGGUGGUAAAGUGUAGAUUUACUUUAUCUUUCAUGGCAUUAGGACCCCUGGGUAUUAUGUAUGUCCAGUGGCACACAGAUAGUUGCUUGCUACUGUCCCAUUCAGACUGUCACAGUGUCCACUCACAGCCUUUGGCUGCUGGCCGCCUACAUAAUUCCCUACCAAUUUAGUGUUGUUCCUUGGGAGAAGUCAAGGAUGAGGCUGGGAAGCAAGCCUUGUCUUACCAGCCAGAGGAGAGUGGUUAAUGCUGGGUGGAGGAACAUCCUGUAACAGUGUGAUGCUCCUGGAUGGAAUCACUCCAGUGUGACCAGAGGAAAAGCUUUGAAAGCACAGCCUGUACUUCCCAUUUCAGUCAGUUACUGACUAGUAUCCUUCUGCCAGUCAUUAGGAGGUUUCAUUGGGAGGUUUCAUGUCAGGAUCCAGCUCUGAAGAAGGAUGUUUUUGUGAUAAUAGGUGAUAUGGUAGGAGAAGAUUGUCUCCAUCCUUCCUUAGCAUACCUGAUCCUUCUGUGGUUUAUCUACUUGUGUUUAUAUGCUAGAAAGCCACAAAUGAAUUCUUGCUCCUACAAGGCUGAAGGGCUGUGAUAAAGAAGCAAUACAGAAAUGGUUUUUUCCUUUAUGCCAAAUAAUCUCUGGAUAUUUUCCAGUUACAAAGUCCCAAAUAAUCUCUGGAUAUUUUCCAGUUACAAAGUCUAUAUUAGGUGAUGCUGGAAGGGACAGAAUGAAGGAUAGCUAGGGAAUGCAUCUGUAAUUCAGGCAGUUAGGAAAAUCACCCUGUGGCCUGUGAAUACAGCAUUUUUGUUCUAUUACCAUCAAAGCCACAAUCUCUGACUCAUCAGAAGUAUUGUAUGCAGGAGGUAGCCACAUCAGGUCUUCCUUUACUGUGCAUAUUGACAG
Serinus canaria (Common canary) is the source of this 5184-nucleotide messenger RNA. RefSeq names its product pleckstrin homology and coiled-coil domain containing D1 (gene PLEKHD1). The record is from RefSeq and is a predicted model, not a curated record. The coding region runs from base 1857 to 3074 and encodes 405 amino acids. Lineage: Eukaryota; Metazoa; Chordata; Aves; Passeriformes; Fringillidae. The transcript is spliced from 16 exons.